Baudoinia panamericana UAMH 10762 is the source of this 417-nucleotide messenger RNA. RefSeq lists its product as uncharacterized. NCBI's taxonomy places the organism in Eukaryota, Fungi, Ascomycota, Dothideomycetes, Mycosphaerellales, Teratosphaeriaceae. The transcript has a single exon. The record is from RefSeq and is a predicted model, not a curated record. The coding region runs from base 100 to 384 and encodes 94 amino acids.
UAUAGCAGCGUAAUGUGCAAGAGACAGUAAAGGCGGAAUCAAUGCUAGAGUAUCAGGACGUAUGCGGUUUCGGUACGGUCUGCAUCUCCCAUUCACUGUAUGUACGCACACUCUCAAACAAGCCGACCCAGGAUUGACUUAUGCCAGCGGACUGAGUUUUGGACAUGCUUCUUGCACAUCUGCCAUACGAAGUCCCAAGAAAGCAGGAAGAGAAGUCUCAUAGUAGGGCGGAUAUUGUUCGCCUCGUCAACGACCUGGAGCGCCAUCACGCUGAUACCGUCACCUUUAGCCGCUCGUCAACCAAUAUCACAGAAAAGGAUCCAGGACCGGUACGUCACGCAUCGGAAGGCUUCCAACCUACAACUAACGCGUUUGCUUUGGUGAAUGGUCGUCCACAAACGCGCACCUUAGCGACCA